Messenger RNA from Myripristis murdjan (pinecone soldierfish), 3604 nucleotides. It is a transcript of the gene slc30a1a, whose product is annotated as solute carrier family 30 member 1a. The transcript has 3 exons. Lineage: Eukaryota; Metazoa; Chordata; Actinopteri; Holocentriformes; Holocentridae. Gene Ontology annotation, biological process: intracellular zinc ion homeostasis; zinc ion transmembrane transport; detoxification of zinc ion. The coding region runs from base 404 to 1906 and encodes 500 amino acids. The record is from RefSeq and is a predicted model, not a curated record. Gene Ontology annotation, cellular component: endoplasmic reticulum; Golgi apparatus; membrane. Gene Ontology annotation, molecular function: calcium channel inhibitor activity; zinc ion transmembrane transporter activity.
GUUUACCGGCUCGGGUGCAAAGUUUCAACCGUCUGCAAACCAGAGCUCGUCGGCAAAGGUUUCUGGAAUAAGCUGGUGCCGGCCAUGGUCUACAUUUAAGGGAAGUGGAGUCGGUCUAUGUCGUAUCUCGGAUUAAUGUCGUUUAUGGUUAAGUUAUAUAAAACAGCCGAGUGAUGCUGCUCCCGCUGGGUAACAGUACUAUAGGACGACGCUGUUAGCAUCGCCUCGUAUUGUCUCAGGUAGCCAGCUAGCUCAUUUCGUUAGCUCGGGACGGUGUACACGAACAGCUAGCUAGCUAACCGAUAUACUAGUAAAGCUUGGUGGAAGACAGACAUAAUAAAACAUUAACUUUGUUAACUACCUAAGCCCGAAACUUGAGUCGACAAAGCCGUGUAAAGGGAAAAUGGCUUGUGAGCCUAACCGCGUCCGGCUACUAUGCAUGCUUUCAUUGACUUUUGGGUUUUUCAUUGUGGAAGUGGUGGUCAGUCGGAUCACCGCAUCUCUUGCGAUGCUGUCGGACUCUUUCCAUAUGCUAUCGGAUGUCAUCGCGCUGCUGGUGGCUCUGGUCGCCGUGCGCUUCGCCGAGAAAACCCAGGCGACAAACAAAAAUACCUUCGGCUGGAUCCGGGCGGAGGUGAUGGGAGCGCUGGUCAACGCCGUGUUUCUCACGGCUCUGUGCUUCACCAUCAUCCUGGAGGCUAUCGAGCGUUUCACCUCGCCGCAUGUGAUCGAGAGCCCGCAGAUCGUGAUCGGGGUCGGCGCCGCGGGGCUCCUGGUCAACCUGCUCGGGCUGUGCCUCUUCCAUGGGCACACGGACAGCGGGCACGGCCACUCCCACGGUGGUCACUCCCAUGGCAGUAAGCACAAGAAGAGGGGCAAAGCAGGGAGGUCCAGAAAGGGCUCGUCAGGAGACGAUAUCGACAGCAUGGUGGGGAAUCACAACAGCCCCAAUGGUGUCAAUACCGACAGACGACAUGGUAAGCAUGAGAUCACAGAUAAAGACAGCACAGAGGUGCAGAUGAAUGGCAGCACCCAUUACGAGGAGAUGGACCAUGAUGCUAGCUCGGCCUCGCAGCUCAACAUGCGUGGGGUCUUCCUGCACGUGCUGGGGGAUGCCCUGGGCUCUGUCAUCGUGGUGAUCAACGCCCUCAUAUUCACUUUCGUGUGGCAGCCCUGCAACCCCAAUGAGCCCUGCGUCAACCUGUGUGUGGACAAACACAGCACAGACCACCAGCAUGUCAACGACACUCUGGUGGACCUACUAGAGGGCCCCACUGUCCCAGGGGGUGUGGUGCCGAAGAUGGCCGGUCCUUGUUGGGUGCUCUACCUGGACCCCACGCUGUGUAUCAUCAUGGUGUGCAUCCUGCUGUACACCACCUACCCGCUGCUCAAGGAGUCGGCUCUCAUCCUGCUGCAGACGGUGCCCAAGCAGAUCGACAUGCACCAGCUCAGUGAGCGGCUGCUGAGCCUGGAGGGCGUUCUCGCCAUCCACGAGCUGCACAUCUGGCAGCUGGCCGGCAGCCGCAUCAUAGCCACGGCACACAUCAAGUGCUACGACCCCACGUCCUACAUGGAGGUGGCCAAGCGUAUCAAAGACUUCUUCCAUGACGAGGGCAUCCACGCCACCACCAUCCAGCCCGAGUUCGUUACCUUCAACUCCGAGUCACGGGACUCUCUCUGCGAGCUCUCCUGUCGGACUCAGUGUGCCCCCAAACUGUGCUGUGGCACUGGCGACAAACCAGGCAUGGGCUCUGACAAGAAGGCCAGCAGCUCUGACUGCAAGGCAGCAGCCACCUCAGACCUGGAGGCAAUCAGCGAGACCGCAGAAGAGGCUGCGGCCGUCCAGCUGCUGCCCCGGUCGGAGGCUGAUGUUAUCAUCACCCGAGAGGUGGAGUCAUCUCUGUAAAAUGGAGGGAGAUACAGAGUAGGGGUUGGAAAAUCUACCAAGUUGAGCCAAAAUUUCCAGACUUGCAUUUGCAGGACAUCUUUGUCAUUGCCGCCCAAAUCCUGUCCUCUAACCCAAUGUGUUUCAGUUUUCUCUCCCCACCUCUUCUUCCCAUCUCUCUACUUCUUGACCCCCCCAGCCCCCAGCCUCUCAUAUUCCCGGCCCUUCUCUCGUCGCCUGUUGCCCUGGCAGUAUGGUGGUGAUGCAUGUUGGGGUUCACUGCCCUAUGUCCUCCAAGACUGGAGUGAGGCCUGCAUGACUGUCCCUAAUUAGCACCGUGUUGUGAUGUGUCAUCUCGUCCCAUGGUGUUUCUGUGCCAAAGCUAUUCACUGCAGGACUGAAGGGAUCGGAGAGGCGUCCUCUCCUCCACAAGGACGCAGCACAUGCAAGUUCGAGCACACAUCCCUAGGCUGUUUUCUUUAGUCAAUGGACCUAUCGUCAAAGAGUACAUUUUGUUUCUGCAUAGGUUUUGAACAGAUCUAUUUUCUUAGCCUCUGACCCCAAAUGGAAGAGUAUUGUAUUGCAUAAUAAUUUAUGUAUUUAAGUUAUUAGAAAUGAUCUAUUUCUCUCUGUAGAUGCUAUUUGUAAUAUUUAGUUUGGAUGAUAGAGCAAAUUUUUUGCAAUAUUCUGUCUUGAAUUUUUUGACAGACCAUCUAUGCUGUAGUGAAAGUUUUUCAAAUGUGAUGUUUUAUAAUGAUUUUUUUCUCAGACUUUUUCUGGCCUUGACUCAGUUUUAAUUGCAGUCGUUAGUCAGAUCCAGAAGCCGUAUCAACACCUCUCUCUCUCUCACCUUGCCUUUUAAAAAAAACUGCUUUGACAUAGCACUGAGUAUAGUAGACACAAUGUAACUGAUCCUCUUGCAAAGAUGAGUGAAAUAAAUGUUUGUUCAAGAUUUGAUGCCUUGUGAGCUGGAGGUUCGGGUCUGUCGCUGAGAAACGAGCACUGUACACCGCUGGUGAAACACUAUUCUCCUUGUGAGUCAAUGCUGGAGGGAAUUCUGAUGGCUAUUGAUUUUCAUUUUCAAGUCCUCAUGAAUGUGUAAUGGGAAGGGACCUUUUCACAAUCCAUGCUGAGGGAUUUUCACAUUUCCAGAGACUUUCGACUGCAAUGUUUGCAUGACCAAACUGAAAAACCUGGUGUUUGAAUCUUCUGAGCCUCACUCAGAGCUCUAGUUGCUGCUUACCAGUACAUGCUGGUAUACUACAACAAUAUGAAGAAACUAUUUAGGGAAUGACAUGUCACAUAGCUUUUCUGUCUUUGUUUUGGACAGCUAGGCGGGCUGUUUGAUGAAUCCAUACGGUGGCCUUUGAAAUCGUAGGAAAAUUUAUAAUUCCCUUGUCGUCACCACCGAUAUCAUGUAGACGGUGAUUCAUAGAUGCAUUUUCAGAUUUCCACUCCAAGUAAAUGUGUAUGCAAUAUAGGAGUAUGUACUGGGAAAUGUAUUUUGAUGCGUUCCUUCAUUUGUAAUGUUUGGUUACUUUUAUUCUGUGUCUUCUGAGACUUGAGCUCUAUGUGCAAAUUGGAGAAAAAAAAGUGUUUUUUGGAAUUUUAGAUAUGACAUGUCAGCUGAUGUGUUUUUGAUAUACAUACAAUACCUGUUCAAUGUGUCAUUGUGAAAUAAAAAAAAAAAAAAAUAGCUGUUUGGUACAGCUGAUGAAC